AUGGCCUCCCUCCGCACCACCGCCCGCCUCUUCGCUGCGUCGCGGCCGCUGUUCCGGCCCGCCAGCUUCGCUCGCUCCUAUGCGACCGUUGAGGCCAAGUCGGUCGACCCUGUUCCCUCCGACAACCCCAACAUGAAGACCUUCAAGGUCUACCGCUGGAACCCGGACACCCCGACCGAGAAGCCCACCAUGCAGAGCUACCAGCUCGACCUCAACAAGACCGGUCCCAUGAUGUUGGAUGCCCUCAUCCGUAUCAAGAACGAGCUCGACCCGACCCUGACCUUCCGCCGUUCCUGCCGUGAGGGUAUCUGCGGUUCUUGCGCCAUGAACAUCGACGGUGUCAACACCCUGGCCUGCUUGUGCCGUAUUCCUACCGACACCGCCAAGGAGUCUCGCAUCUACCCUCUGCCUCACACCUACGUCGUCAAGGAUCUCGUCCCCGAUUUGACCCUCUUCUACAAGCAAUACAAGUCGAUCAAGCCCUACCUCCAGCGUGAUACCCCUACUGCCGAUGGUCUCGAGAACCGCCAAAGUCCCGCGGACCGCAAGAAGCUCGAUGGUCUCUACGAGUGCAUUCUGUGCGCCUGCUGCUCGACCUCCUGCCCCUCAUACUGGUGGAACAGCGAGGAGUACCUUGGUCCUGCUAUCCUCCUCCAGUCUUACCGCUGGCUGGUCGACUCACGUGACGAGAAGACCGCCGAGCGCAAGGCCGCUCUCGACAACAGCAUGAGCGUGUACCGUUGCCACACUAUCCUGAACUGCACACGGACCUGCCCCAAGGGUCUGAACCCUGGUCGUGCUAUUGCUGAGACCAAGAAGAUCCUGGCCGCUUAG
Molecule: messenger RNA, 834 nt
Organism: Penicillium subrubescens
Lineage: Eukaryota; Fungi; Ascomycota; Eurotiomycetes; Eurotiales; Aspergillaceae
Gene: sdh2
Product: succinate dehydrogenase iron-sulfur protein subunit SDH2
Exons: 3
Coding region: 1-834 (277 amino acids)
Biological process (GO): tricarboxylic acid cycle; respiratory electron transport chain; aerobic respiration
Cellular component (GO): mitochondrial membrane
Molecular function (GO): 2 iron, 2 sulfur cluster binding; electron transfer activity
Source: RefSeq, a predicted model, not a curated record